Rotaria sordida is the source of this 2679-nucleotide messenger RNA. The record is from the annotation of a GenBank genome assembly. NCBI's taxonomy places the organism in Eukaryota, Metazoa, Rotifera, Eurotatoria, Philodinida, Philodinidae.
AUGGCACAGGUAAGACGACAGUCUCUUAAUCCAUCAGCAGCACCUGGAAAGAUUCCUGCAGUACCUGGUGCAGUACGUUUUCGAACACCAAUAUCAAGAAGUACCCGACGGACACAAAGCUUUCAUGUCAAUGGUCAACCUUCACAUCCCGAAUCACUGAUUCGAGCAAUGCAUUCAAAACAAAUUGUCAAUCAGUCACCAGCUCGUUUUGCUCAAACAACAUCACACAUUGGUGGACUCCAUAAUUCAAAUAAUCCAAAAUAUGAUCCAUUAACUGGCUUAACUAUUAAUGCUACUACUAUUAGUAAUGAAAAUCAUGAAAAAUCAUAUAUUAUCAGUUCAUCAUUCAGUUCAUUAAUUCCUCAUGAACAAAAUCUACCUCCGAUAGCACCACCACCGUCAGCAGAAAACUUUUAUCUAAUGCAACAACAACAACAACUGAGAUUAAAUAAUAAUGACACAGAAGAAUCCGUUGUCAUACCAACACUAACUGAUGAUGAUGGCCUUCCAGUUGUGUCUAUUGAUAAUGAUCGUGUGCCUGUCUAUGCACGAUUUCCGUUUGAUGUCAGCUUUCUACCACGAUCAAUGGAUGCUAAUGUUGAAGAUAAUAUUCAUAAACUUCGUCUUCGUUUAAUUGAUUCCGAACUUCAACAUCAACGUCGUAGUACGGAUGAUUAUAUUAAACGAACACAAGAACAACUUUCUCUUUCAUCUUCUAAAUCAACAGAACAUUAUUUACAUGAUAUUAGUUCAUCAAACAAUUUAAUUUAUCAACGAGUUAAACCAAAGAUUUUGAGUCAACAAACAUCAUAUUCGCCAUUAUCUAUUGACACUCCGAUAUUUAUUGAUCGCAUAGGAAUGGAAAAUAAUCCUCAAGAUCAUUCAGAUAUUGAACGAGAUUUAGAAAUACGACGAAUACAAGAAUCCUUACAUGGUGGUCGUCGAUCAAAUCAACAAUUAACGAUAUCAAAUUAUUCUUAUGAUCCUCGGUUACAUUUACAACCUUCAAAUAAUACAAUUGGAGACCGACAAUAUUCAUCUUCUAAUAUGGAUGAUUUAAUUGAUUCAAUGGCUAGACGUCAUUUAGCUUAUCGACGACUUGAUGCAGCUAUUGACCGUCAACGACGGGGCCUGGGAGGUUACAAUCCAUAUUAUGAUUCUUCAAUUAUUGGACGACAAGCGUCAUUUCGUAGUCAACAACAAGAUGAUGAUAUAUUUUUUACAAAUACAGCAUCGUCAAGUCGUAUCGGACAAGAUUUUAUUCGAACAAAUCCAAAUAGUUUAAAUCAAAUGGUUCGAUCAAAAGUUGAUUAUUCUAAUCGUAUUCAACCUGAUCCUGAUGAUUUAAAUAUGAAUAAUAUGAUACGUACAAAUUCCUAUUCAAUAUUACCUCCAAUAUCACCUGGAAUUGAUUCAAAUCGUUUAAGUCGAACACAAAAUCUAUCCAAUUCAGCUCUUUAUCAAGCUAAACGUAAUCCUCAACAAUAUCGAAAUUAUCAACAACCUCUACCAUUAAAUUUACCUGAUCACACGGAACAUUUAAUUGAAUUACCAAGUGAUAUAUUUCUUUCAUCAAGAACAGAAUUAAUUGGCUCAUCUCAACAUCAUGAUCAAACUCGAACAAGUAAACCAGGAUCUGUCUCAAAAGAUAAAUCUGAUGUAUCUAUAGAUUCUGAAAUAGAUCAAUCAGAUGGUGAAAAUAAUCCAUAUAUUAUUAAUCAUCAACAUAGUCAAAAUAAACAAAAAUCAGGAAAAAAAUCAGAAAAUGGUCAUUAUGGUUUUUUUACUGAAGGAAAUCCUCCGCAACAACAACAAAAAUCAAAACAAAAUAAUAAAUUUCAUCCACGAUUAUUAUUUCAAAAAGCAGCUAUUGGCAUUUUGUUUAUAAAUAUUAUCAAACAUGAUGCUGCUAAAAAUCGAUUAAAUCGUCGAAGUCAAACAUUAAGUGCAACAAUACAUAAAAUUCGUAUACAAGAAAUAAUGGUUGCAUUACAUCGUGUUUAUCUUGAACCUGAUGGACCAAUUUAUAAUGCACUUAUUCAAGCUAUAACUAAUUCAAUUGAAUUAAAACAUGCAUUAGAUAAAUCAUCAAAAUAUUAUUCUGAAGCAAUUAAUAUUAUUGGUCAAGCAGUAAAUAAUGUUAUUUCAAAAAUUGUUGAUUUUAUGCCAAAAGAUGGUAUUUUAGGUACAGCAAAAAAUUCAGCUGUAUCAGCACUUAUUCAAGAUGGAAAUCCAUUUCCUGAUAAUUAUUUUUGGCAAUGUGAAAAAAAUAUUCUUGAAUUUCAUAAAUCAAAAAUUAUAAAUAUAACUAAACAACGAGCAAUACUUUUACUUAUUGGUAUUUUUAUCUUUCGAGCACUUGUUACAACAUUACUUAUUAAACCAACUAAAUAUCGAUUUAUACUUGGUGAAUUACCAAAAAAUCAAUUAGUUAGUCUUAAAGUUCUAGCAUCGGUUAUUUCUUAUAUUGGUCGACGAGCAGUUAAAUCCAGUUCUCAAAUACUUACUUUGCCACAUGAAUGGGAAUCUUCAUUAUAUAGUGAUACAGAUAUUGAACCAAUUAUUCAACAUGCGGAAAUCAAAUCAAUUAUAACAACAUGUGAACAAUCAUUACGUGAUUGGUGUGAAGACUAUAUUCGUCGUAUUGAUGCAAGUUUUGGUAAAGAAUUACGAACAUGA